UUCAUUGGCAUGUUCGCAGCCAAAGGCAUAGGACAUGGUGAUUUUGGAUUGAAUUUAACCACAUGGCGAUAUGAAGAGAUUCAAAAAGAAUCGUCAGUAUCGCUGGUUCUCUCGAAAGAAAAAUACUAAUACGUCAAACCCAAAGGAAACAACACCCAUUACUUAUGUGGAAUCCAUCAAUGACAUCUCAAACUCAGAAGACUCAAAAUCCAUUACUGAUGUGGAAUCCAUCAGGGACAACCCAUCCUCUAAUGACCUGAUGCCAGUAGCCUUUGAUGGAGUCACUAAUGAAACCACCACAGUAUAUGAAUUCACGUCAACUUCCUGGGAAGGAGCUAUCAGUGAAAUACUAAAUACAGAAGAAUUGGCAUCAGACACUCAUGAGGAGGUACCCAAUACCAUCAAUGUCCUGUAUGAGUCAGAAUCCUCAGGGAGAAAAACCAAAGCAAUCUCUCCUUCACGUGGACCAGCACCUUUUGGUGAAGUUAUCAAUGAAAUUACUGUCCAGUCAGACUUGAAAACAUCCCCAAGUGAAUGCACAAGCACCACCUUAAGUGAGUCAACAGCAAUAUCUGUUGAUGAAGGCGUCGAUGAAACCAGCAGGAUAAAGAACAUUGCUCGCUUAAUUGUAUCAUCCUUUGCAUUCAGAGUAUUUGGAAUUCUACUCAUAUUUGUGGAUAUAUUUCUCAUCAUGUCAGAUGUACUUUUCAACGAAAACACAAUGGUUUUGGAAUUGCGUUCAGCUUCUUUGGCUAUUGCACUCUUUUUUUGCUUUGAUGUUUUACUCAGCGUAUAUGUUGAGGGGAGGAAGCAAUAUUUUUCUGAUCUAUUUAACACCUUAGAUGCUGUCAUUAUUGCGAUAACUCUCGUGAUUGAUAUCAUUUACUUCUUUUUUGAGCUAAGAAUUCUGAAAGACAUACCAAGGCUGGCUGUUCUGCUUCGACCUCUACGCCUUGUAAUUUUGAUAAGAGUUUUCCAUCUGGCUUAUCAAAAAAGACAACUUGAAAAGCUGACCAGAAGAUUGGUUUCAGGAAACAAAAGGAGAUACAACAGAGAUGGAUUUGACCUGGAUCUCACUUACGUAACUGAUCGCAUAAUUGCCAUGUCAUUUCCAUCUUCUGGUAAACAGUCUUUCUACAGGAAUCCAAUUAAGGAAGUUGUGAAGUUCCUGGAUACCAAACAUCCAAACCACUACCGAGUCUACAAUCUGUGCAGUGAAAAAGCUUACGAUCCUGAAUAUUUUCAUAACAGAGUCCAAAGAAUCAUGAUUGAUGAUCAUAACGUCCCUACUCUCAGUGAGAUGGUGGUGUUUGCCAAAGAAGUAAAUAUGUGGCUGGCUCAAGACAAGGAAAAUGUCGUAGUGAUUCACUGCAAAGGCGGCAAAGGGAGAACUGGGACCAUGGUCUGUGUUUGUCUCAUUGCUAAUCAGCUCUUUGGUACUGCAGAGGAUAGUCUUUCAUUCUUUGGACAUCAACGAAUAGAUCAAACCACCAGCACCAAAUAUCACGGAGUGGAAACUCCCUCUCAACAUAGAUAUGUAGGCUACUUUGAAAAGGUGAAGCGUCUCCACCACUGGACUCUCCCACCCAGAAAAAUCCUCCAGCCAAACAAAAUCAUCAUUCAUUCAAUUCAUAGUGUUGGGAAAGGUGAUGGAAGUGACCUAAAAAUUCAAAUUAUAACAAUGCAACAGACAGUCUUUUCAUGCUCAUCUUCUAAGAACUGUAAGAUAUUUCAUGAUGUCGAAACUGACAGAGUCAUUAUUGAAUUGUUGAACUGUCCCAUCUUAUAUGAUGACGUUAAAGUCAGAUUUCUCUCUCGGAAUCUCCCCAAAUACUAUGACAAAUGUGCAUUCUUCUUCUGGUUCAAUACAGCUUUCAUACAAAACAACAGGCUAUAUCUAAGACGAAAUGAAUUGGAUAACCCACACAAACGAAAAGCCUGGAAAACCUAUGGCCCACGUUUCGCAGUUGAGAUUUAUUUCAAUACUACAUGAGCCCUGCGCAGACCAGCUUCAUCCAUGCCUGAAGAAUUCUGUAAAGAAGACAGCCCUGUGGCCACAGGGAAUCACGUUUUCUUGACUACUGUUACUUUAAGUACUUUUAUUAAAAUUCACUUUUAUUAAAAAUUUUUGAGAUGACAUUUUUAAUUUUUAUUAGAGUCAAAGGUUUAAUGUUCUAUUGAAUAAAAAGUUCAAAAAAAAAAUAGAAAGACCAUAGUGCAGCAGAUAAAUAGGCAAGGUCUAUAAUCAAUAACC
Oryctolagus cuniculus (rabbit) is the source of this 2254-nucleotide messenger RNA. NCBI's taxonomy places the organism in Eukaryota, Metazoa, Chordata, Mammalia, Lagomorpha, Leporidae. The record is from RefSeq and is a predicted model, not a curated record.